Molecule: messenger RNA, 2369 nt
Organism: Aplysia californica (California sea hare)
Lineage: Eukaryota; Metazoa; Mollusca; Gastropoda; Aplysiida; Aplysiidae
Product: myogenesis-regulating glycosidase
Exons: 4
Coding region: 268-2322 (684 amino acids)
Biological process (GO): carbohydrate metabolic process
Molecular function (GO): hydrolase activity, hydrolyzing O-glycosyl compounds
Source: RefSeq, a predicted model, not a curated record
CUCGGGUCUCAGAGACGUAGGCCACGUGACGUGUGCAUACCACCGCGACAUUCUGCUGCGUGUGGACAGAUGAUAAGCUACAAAAAGAGACGACAUGAAAACUGGUCCGCAGAGCUGGAACGAAACGAUACACAGACAAUAGGUAGGGUGGAAGAUUGGAGCAGUUGCCCUCCCUCGAACUUUACUUGUGUGGGGGGUUGAAGUCUGACAACGUGAAAUCUCUGAAGGAUUCGACACACAGCUGUCAGUCAACAGGUCGCCUAAACCAUGACUCGCAGCAAGUUGAUCGCUAUCGGGCUCGUCUGUUGUGCGCUGCUCACUCUCGUCAUAGUCCUCUCCGUGGUCCUCACGAGAGACAACGAUGAUGACGACGACGGGGGCAACCCGGCACCUUCCAAGGAACCGAUCUCCCUCACUGAGAACAUGCAGUUGGCUCCAAAGUGGGAAUCUGGUUCUCUCGAAUUAACUGUAUCCGGUAUUCCGACGGCGAAGAUCGCGCCAGUGACUGCUUACCUAGGGAGGAACGUUGAGCUGAAUGGGUCGAGGGUGUGCACGGACAGCCACGGAAUCCACUGUCGUUCAUUUGUGGAUGGACGGAGACUUGAAAUACUGGAGUCUGUCAAGACGUCAGAGCUGGACUGUGUGACGGUGGAGUGGUCAUCGGCCGGUGACGUCACGUCCAGGGAGAGCGGAGAGGACUGCUAUGACAUGCUGGACACUCACUGGUUCGGGGGCUUUGAGGAAAAUCGCCAACACUGGGCCCUGGACGAGUUUGUGAUGAACUCCAGCGCCUUCGUCACAGGCCAUGCCUGGGACAUGGGAGAGUACGGUGACGUUAUCGAGCCAAUCUUCCUGUCCUCUGCUGGCGUAGGUAUCCACGUAGACGAAGCCACGCCCCUUUACUUGUCCAUCAACGAGGCCAAAUCCAAACAGCUGUGUCUGGUCGGAAGAACGGGAGCAAACACGCCCUACUACCACGGCUCUCAAAGUGCCUCUCUGCGCUACCAUAUCUGUAAAUCCAGCAACAUCGCCAGUUUGUGGAAAGCUAUGGCGGAACAGUUCAUCGCAAAACCCACGGCCGGAGUGUCCGAGGAUGUUCUGCACAGCCCGAUCUGGUGCACGUGGGCCAAGUACAAGGGAGCCAUCAACCAAACCACGACUCUUGAAUACGCCAACCUCAUCAGAGAGAACAAUUUCCCCGCCUCACAACUGGAAAUUGACGACGAGUGGACUCCGAAGUACGGAGAUCUGGUUUUCACCACCGACAAAUUCCCUGACGCUAGUGAACUGAUUCAGAAUCUCACAAGCGAAGGGUUUCCUAUCACGGUGUGGGUUCAUCCAUUCUUUAACAACGACUCCCAAGCCUUUCAAGAGCUGUCAAAGAAGAACUAUCUACUGAAAGACCUCCACUCCGCGGAGCCAGCUCUUACUGAAUGGUGGCGCGGAAAUCACGCUGGGGUCAUUGACGUCACCAACCCUGACGCGGUCACGUGGUACUUGAAUAAACUUGAGUACAUCAAAACAAACUACAGUGUCAUUUCAUUUAAAUUCGAUGCAGGGGAAACAAAUUGGUUGCCGAAAAAAUUUACCUCACAUGUAGAUUUGCCCAACCCGAACAUGUACUCGAAGAAAUACGUGGAGAUGGCUUAUCGCGCCGAUUUGAAAGAGAGACGACAGGAAGUGCGAGCAGGCUACCGUAGUCAGAACACUUCUAUGAUGGUGCGCAUGUUGGACAGGGCCAGUAACUGGAGCCACCAGAGGGGUCUCAAGACCGUCAUCCCCUGCGCCCUAGCCUUCGGGAUCAUGGGCUACCCGUUUGUUCUUCCCGAUCUCAUAGGCGGGAACGCUAUGGACACAAUAGCGCUUGACCACACAGUGCUGCCAGAAAGAGAGCUCUACAUCCGCUGGAUGGAAGCUACCACAUUUUUGCCGGUGUUGCAGUUUUCGGUCGGGCCGUGGGACUACGACGAAGAGGUGGUCAACAUCACACGUAAAUACGUACAGCUUCACCAAAAUUUCUCCGACCUCAUUGUCAACUUGAGUAAAGAAGCGGUGGUCACUGGUCAUCCUAUCGUACGUCCGCUGUGGUGGACUGACCCCACAGACUCGACGGCCUUGACCCUUGAAACGCAAUUUCUCCUCGGCAACGACCUUCUCGUGGCCCCGGUGUUGGAGCAGGGGGCGGAGUCACGUGACAUCUACAUACUGAACGGCGAUUGGCAGGACGAGCUGAGGGGCGGUAUACUGAGAGGACCUCGAUGGGAGUACAACUACACAGUGGCUCUCCAUGAACUCGCUUAUUUCACAAGAGUCACCGCUUAGAGUGUCUGUUGUAGCAACUAAACACACAGUUCUAGCUCUCCCUGAAC